CGGAGGGACACCUAUGUGACUUUGGAACGUCGUUCCUUCGGAACGAGUCACGGUGGUACUGUUUGACGGCGGAUCAUCGUGAUUUUUUCAUCGUGACGUUAUUUAUCACCCACCUCUAAAGCCUGGGGUGGACAUUCUCGGGUCGAGCAUUACUGUGUCGUACAUUACGGUGUUGUUGGGCAUUAUAGGGACUCAAAAAGACGACCUAAAGAUUUAGUUUCAAACAAGGAAAAGUAAAUUUAGCAACAAAUAUAUAGACUCAUAACAACAUUAUGGCAGAUGCAAAUAUUAAAGAACAAUCGGUUGCCAAAGUGCCCAUGAUAUACGUUUGUGGAGAGUGUCACAGGGAGAAUGAGAUCAAACCAAGAGACCCAAUCAGAUGCAGAGAGUGUGGUUACCGCAUCAUGUACAAGAAAAGAACUAAAAGAUUGGUGGUAUUCGACGCGCGAUGAUGACGAUAGAAUGGAGAAAACACCAAUCAUUUUACAUUUAGUUUAUUAAUCUUAUCAUUAUAAAAUAUCCAUUCAUAUAAUGUAUAAACAAUAAAAGGGUAAAUACUUGACAAGUUGAAUUUUCUCUCAAUUCUUGAAUACUUUCUCUUUCAAUCCCAAGUGUUGACAAAGAAACAAAUAAACAAGUUAAAGUUCUGGACUGCAAACAAUCGGUUUCCUGUGCAAUUUAAUAAUUUUUAAAGUCGAAUACUAACUUGGAAAUUUAAAACAUAGGUCCUUUUAUUGUAUAUGUCCUAUUAACACUCGGAAUUGAAUAUUAUAUUUAAGAUAUACAUAUAAAUGUUUUAAGUAUUACAUAGCCUUUAUUGUGCAGUAAAUAAAGCAUAACAACAAAUUUUUGAUGAUAAAUGAAUCUCUCUUAAGAAAUAUUUGAAUGUAACGUGUCUCAAACCCA
Hyposmocoma kahamanoa is the source of this 906-nucleotide messenger RNA. RefSeq names its product DNA-directed RNA polymerases I, II, and III subunit RPABC4 (gene Rpb12). The record is from RefSeq and is a predicted model, not a curated record. Gene Ontology annotation, cellular component: RNA polymerase III complex; RNA polymerase I complex; RNA polymerase II, core complex. Gene Ontology annotation, molecular function: zinc ion binding; DNA-directed RNA polymerase activity; DNA binding. The transcript is spliced from 3 exons. Bases 273 to 452 code for a protein of 59 amino acids. Lineage: Eukaryota; Metazoa; Arthropoda; Insecta; Lepidoptera; Cosmopterigidae. Gene Ontology annotation, biological process: DNA-templated transcription.